CAAAGAAUGAGUGUAUGAAUCAGUUUCAGUAGUCUGGACCAUGAAAAUGAUCCAGAAGAGGGCGGUAAUGCACCGGAAAAAACUGGAUGCCAACCGCCAAUAAACCUCAAGAAGAAGAAGAAGAAGAAGUAAACCUAGAGAAGAAGAAGAGCAGGAAGAGGAACCACAACAGUGCUGGUCCGUUAAUAUAAUCAUCCAUGUGCUGGUCCUGCAGGAUCAGGGAGCCCUGCUGACCCGGAGCCCUGGUACCAUAUCUGACCCCGGACCCCCGUACCCCUGUACUGACCCCCAGACCGACCCCGGAGCCCUGGUACCAUAUCUGACCCCCAGACCGAGCCCGGACCCCUGGUACCCUCUCCGACCCCGGACCGCUGAUUCCUGCUGAACCCCCCCCCCCCAGCCCUCUCCAUGGAGCCGCUCUCCUUCCACGCGGAGCGGCUCUCCUUCCACUCCCAGCUGGCCUCCAUCAUGGAGGUUCUGGCCAACGCGGCGGUGACGGAGAUCUGCCGGCUGGUGGACGAGGACGUGGCGGGGCUGCAGCUGCAGAGCAGCCGCUUCCAGCGGGAGAACCGGCUGCUGAAGCGGCGGCUGCAGCAGCUGGAGCUGCAGAGAGCGCGGAGCUCCGCGGAGAGGAGGGUCCGCAUGGAGCUGCAGCGGGUCCGGGAGAACCGGGAGAUCCGGGACAGCGGCGGCCAGGGCCGGCUCCGGCAGAUCCGGGACUCAGAGGACCCGGGCCGGCUCCGGGAGAUCCGGGAGAACCGGGACACCCAGGGCCGGCUCCGGGAGAUCCGGGAGAUCCGGGACAGCGGGGACCAUGAGCGGCCGCAGCGGCUGCAGAUCGGCGCGGGGCCCCGGGAGGGGCCCGCUGCUUCCGGUGAGUUUGAGCCUCGAGUCGACGUGACUCUGUGGUCAAACAAAGAAGAUGGAACCUCGUCGUCCGCCUGCUCUGAGCUCCAGUCUCCAGACGUGGAGCUGGUGGAGCCGGAGGAGCCGGAGGAGCCGGAGGAGCCGGAGGACGGGGAGGACGUGCUGGUGAAGGAGGAGAAGAUGGAGACCAGCGUGGCAGCAGAACCGGACCGGACCGGAGAGGGUGAAGGAGAACCGGAGUUGGAGCCUCGUGGAGCUGCAGGACGGAGGUCUGAUGCUCCGUUCACCUCCGGCCAAGCCCAGAUCCACCGACAUACGGCCCGGAUGAGACGGACCAGCAGAGAUGUGGAGGAGGAUGAGGAUGAGGAUGUGGUUCUGGUGAAGGUGGAGCAGGUGGAGCCGGUGACUGGGACCUCCACCUCCCCAGACGUCAGCAUUCAGGAGGGACUGGUGGAGUCCAGCACCGACGACUACAAGCCACCGCCCGAAACCCUGCAGCCGUCCAGAACCCAGCUGGUGGACCUGCAGGACUGUGGGCGGGGCCUAUCAGAGUUCACGGCAGCUCACCUGCCCCCCCCACCAGGAGACCCCAGCAGCAUCAUGGUCCAGCUGGACCCCCCCACGCAGCCCGGAGCCCCUGGUACCACAGACUACUCUCUGUUCGAGUUUGAGACCUUCAUCAGCCACUGGACCCCCGACGGCGGGACCCUGACCCCCCCCCAGAACCCCCAGACCUCUAAAGCCGACUCAGCAGAUCCGGGCCGAGGCGGAGCUGCUGCUGUGAAGCCGAAGGCGGCGGCUUGGUCGGCUGCAGGCCUCGGGACGUCGUUGAGAAAAUCGUUGUCCGGGGCAACAGUUUCAGCAGCUGAGCACCAGAUCCUUCACCUCCGGAGCAGCAUUUCUCCAGCGGAGGAAGCUCCUUCGUCCAGCUCAGCUAAUGCUAACGUCAGCGUUUCUGGUUCUGGUUGUGGUCCGUCUCACAGGACUAAUGGGACCCCAAGAGCCUCGUUUCCUGUUGGUGGAUCCACAGGAGUUGACUUGGAGGAAAUCAGAUCUGUUCAUCAUAAACAGUUUUCUGGCUGCCCUAAACCCCUGGCGGCUAGCGGCGCGGCUAGCGGCGCGGCGGCGGGCCGACGCAGGUACGUGUGCAGGACUUGUGGGAAGGGUUUCUCCGGCGUGUCCAACCUGGAGGCCCACCAGCGCGUCCACACCGGGGAGAAACCCUUCACCUGCAGCACCUGUGGGCGGAGCUUCUCGGAGGCCGGGAACCUGAAGAAGCACCAGAGGGUCCACACCGGGGAGAAACCCUACUGCUGCUCCCGCUGCGGGAGGAGGUUUGCCUGGAUCUGCAACCUCAGGACCCACCUGCAGGCGGCCGCCGGCUGUGGGGGGGGCGGGGUGGUGGGGUGGGGCGACCUCGGGGUAGGGUGA
Messenger RNA from Cololabis saira (Pacific saury), 2298 nucleotides. Its product is annotated as zinc finger protein 768. The transcript is spliced from 8 exons. Gene Ontology annotation, cellular component: nucleus. The record is from RefSeq and is a predicted model, not a curated record. The coding region runs from base 409 to 2298 and encodes 629 amino acids. Lineage: Eukaryota; Metazoa; Chordata; Actinopteri; Beloniformes; Belonidae.